AUGGAAAUCGACGGUCCAAAAUCCAACAAUUCUGAUCAGAUCAAUCCGCGAUACUCAAUCAACGUGUUGCAAUUGCUGAAAUCUGCGCAAAUGCAGCAUGGAUUGAGGCACGGGGAUUAUGCCCGAUAUCGGAGGUAUUGCACUGCACGGUUAAGGAGGUUAUAUAAAUCGUUAAAGUUUACUCAUGGUCGCGGUAAAUAUACACGAAGAGCUAUCAAUGAAUCCACUGUUGCUGAAGUGAGGUAUCUGCAUCUGGUUCUUUAUACAGCAGAGAGAGCAUGGAGCCAUGCCAUGGAGAAACGACAGCUUCUAGAUGGUCCAAAUGCUAAGCAACGUAUUUAUUUGAUUGGGAGACUGAGGAAGGCAGUAAAAUGGGCUGAUCUAUUUUCACGAUUAUGUGCUGCCAAGGGAGAUUCCAGAACAUCUUUAGAAGCGGAGGCCUAUGCAUCAUAUAUGAAUGGGCUUUUGUUGUUUGAACAAGAUCGGAAUUGGGACACCGCAUUGAAGAAUUUUAUAAGUGCCAGAGCUGUUUAUGAGGAACUUGGGAAAUAUGGAGACUUAGAGAAUCAAGUUUUGUGCCGUGAGCGCGUUGAGGAGCUGGAACCGAGUAUUAGAUACUGCCGACACAAAAUUGGCGAGUCAAAUCUGAAAACUUCUGAACUCUUACAAAUUGGUGAGAUGGAAGGUCCUGCCCUAGACCUUUUCAAAGCAAAAUUGGAGGCUGCUAUGGCUGAAGCAAGAUCUCAACAGGCUGCAUCUCUGACAGAGUUUCAUUGGCUUGGUCACAGAUUUCCAAUUUCGAAUGCAAAAACUCGGGUUGCCAUUUUAAAAGCACAAGAAUUGGAGAAGGAUUUGCAUGGUUCUGCAGCAGAUUCACUCCCAGCAGAGAAAAAAUUAGCAGUCUUUGACAAACUUUUUACCGCAUAUCACGAUGCUAGGAGCUCCAUUCGCAGUGACUUGGUCAGUGCUGGUAAUGCCGACAGUGUCAAAGAUGACUUAAAUGGGCUUGAUAAAGCUGUCAGUGCUGUACUAGGACAGCGGACCAUUGAGCGUAACCAGUUGUUGGUUAGCAUUGCCAAGAGUAAACUUAGUAGGCGCCGAGAUGACAAAAAUGAGAAACUUACCAAGCCAGAAGAGCUUGUUCGCUUGUAUGAUCUUUUAUUACAGAAUACAGCUGAUCUUUCUGAUUUAGUUAGUUCUGGAAGAGACCGAAAACCUGAAGAAGUAGCAUUCGCUGAAGACUGUAUUCUUCGAAGUAUGGCUUUCCGAGCGCAAAGGUGCUUCUACUUGGCAAAAUCAUACAGUGCAGCUGGAAAACGAACAGAAGCAUAUGCAUUAUACUGCCAUGCUCGAUCCCUUGCUGAGGAUGCCCUAAAGAAAUUCCAAACCGCAGUGGACACUGAUGAGGUAAUGACCAAAGAGUUGAAAACAUUAUACAACGAGUGCAGAGCGAACAGUUGCAUAGAGCAUGCAACUGGGAUCAUGGAGGAUGAGAAGGCUCCAGAGAAUCUCUCGAAGAAAAUUUCAACGAUAUCACUCAGUGGAGUGGACAAGAAGGUGGAGAAAUUCCUACUUGAGAAACUUGAUGUCUACGAGUCUGCAGUUGGCGAACCCAAUGUCAAGAGUGUUCCCUGCAUUGAAGUCUUCCCUCCAGCUUUCCAAUCGAUUUCUCGAAAUCCUAUUGUUCUAGACCUUGCCUAUAACUGUAUUGAUUUCCCUUCUCUAGAAAACCGGAUGAAGAAGGACAAGAAGGGCUUCAUAAGUAGGCUCUGGCGAUGA
Molecule: messenger RNA, 1779 nt
Organism: Dovyalis caffra
Lineage: Eukaryota; Viridiplantae; Streptophyta; Magnoliopsida; Malpighiales; Salicaceae
Source: the annotation of a GenBank genome assembly